CUUGAAAAGUUCAAGGUCGUGUAUAAUUCGACUUUCACGCCUCAAGACACAUCACUUGUUUAUAGAAAGAUUAUCAGUUCAGUUUCCGGCUUAAAAAUGUUCAUUUCUGAUGGAGCACAUGUUUUGCUACGUAAAGAAAACUGUUACCAGUUUAUUAAAAUCUCCACAGAAAAGAAAGUGACGUUCGAUGGAAAAAAUUUCUCUCUAAAGAAUGCAAUUGGCUUGCCUUAUGGUUCUAUAUUUCUAGUUUCAGGCGAUGAAGUCCAACCUAUUGCAUACAAGUCGUUAAUAACUGCGAAUUUAGAAGACUCCUCUUCAAUAGCUGAGGAAAACAAAAAUGAAUCAAAAGAUAAUAGAAAUAUCAAGUGUUCUCAAGGUAAUCAAAAGUUAAGUGGUUCACAUAUAGAACAGUUGCGUCUUAAUGGUUUACCUGGACAAGACAUUUUAGAACAAAUAGUAGAAGGCAGUACGACUUUCGAGCAGAAAACUUCAUUCUCUCAGCAAAAAUAUCUCAAGAAAAAGAAAACUAAACACUUGAGUUUAUUCUCAAUUGAAAAACCUAAUACUCGUAUAAUCUUCGAGACGUACGGUAGUUUGCGUCCAGAAAAGUGUCUCGGAUUGCGUUUUGAAACUGUCUGUCGUAUCUUAUCUUAUGCUAAUAUUCAUGCUGGUUCAACUGUUCUUGUUUGUGAAACUUGUGCUGGACUUAUCACCAGAGCUGUACUUGAGCGUAUUGGUAUAGACCAAGCUGAAGGAUCUGUGAUUCAAUUUUAUCAUGGUUCGAUACCUCCAAAAUUAGAAGCUAUGCCUCUACCAGAAGGCAUAUAUAAGCAAAAAGUUUAUCCUGUUCGUCUAUUGGAUGUAAUGCCGAUUUUACUGCAUAAAGCUUUUGAAGAUAAAAAUAAUCAGAUUGCAGAAACUGAUGACGAUUCUGAAAUCUUGGCUAAAAUUCCUAAAGUUGACGAUGAUGUAGUUUCUGAAGAAAAAGAAAAAAUUACAGAUCAAGAAACAGUAAUAACACAAGUUAAUACCAAUAAUCCACAGUACAUUUCUUCGUUUAAUCAUAUUUUUGGUAAUGAUCGUCCUGUACCAGAUUCUCUUAUCAUUAUUACUCGAUUUCAUCCUGUUGAUUUAACUUUAACCUUACUUCAAUUUUUGCCUAUUGGACGACCUUUUGUAGUUUAUUCACAAUAUAUUCAGCCUCUUGUUGAUUUGUAUAACGCAUUAAAACAACGUGGAGGUAUAACACAUCUUCGUUUAACUGAUACUUGGUUUCGUCGUAUUCAAGUGCUACCUGAUAGAACGCAUCCAGAGAUUAAUAUGUCAUGUACAAAUGGUUACCUUUUAAAUGGUUAUACUGUUGAACCAGAAAUAAGUACAAAAGCCUUAUUACAAUCAGGACUGUUAUCAUCUGUUUCUUAACAAUGUAUAUGUAUAUAGUUCAACCUACUUUUUUAAUCGAUAAAGUGUAUAAAGAAUGCUUUUAUUGUCUUUCUUAAUAUAUACUACUUUUUGUAAUCA
Molecule: messenger RNA, 1521 nt
Organism: Trichobilharzia regenti
Lineage: Eukaryota; Metazoa; Platyhelminthes; Trematoda; Strigeidida; Schistosomatidae
Source: the annotation of a GenBank genome assembly